Syngnathoides biaculeatus (alligator pipefish) is the source of this 1003-nucleotide messenger RNA. Its product is annotated as NAD(P)H dehydrogenase [quinone] 1-like. Gene Ontology annotation, cellular component: cytosol. The transcript has 6 exons. Lineage: Eukaryota; Metazoa; Chordata; Actinopteri; Syngnathiformes; Syngnathidae. The record is from RefSeq and is a predicted model, not a curated record. Bases 139 to 969 code for a protein of 276 amino acids. Gene Ontology annotation, molecular function: NAD(P)H dehydrogenase (quinone) activity.
CGAUGGUGUUAAUUGCUGAUUGGCAGCACCUGUGAGAGCCAAUUUAUUUUCCGGUAUAAAAGGCUCUUCACAGGUCGUGUUGGUCACCUCAGCAGGUCUUCACUCUCACUUUGUGCUUGGCUGCAGCUGGCUUUGGAAAUGGCUUUGGUCGGGAAGCAGGCGCUGCUCGUGUACGCCCACCAGAGCCCUGGCUCUUUCAACGCCGCCGCCAAAGACGUCGCCGUGGACGUCCUCACCGCUCAGGGCUGCACGGUGACCGUGUCCGACCUUUACGCGAUGAAGUUUAAAGCCGCCGCGACAGCUGAGGACAUCAUUAGUGAGGGUGGGGUUAAGCGAGCUGAGAACUUCAGUUAUGCCGAAGAGACCAAAGUGGCGUGGGAGGAAGGAAAACUGUCCGCCGACAUCACCGCGGAGCAACAUAAACUCUCGGCGGCCGACCUAAUCAUCUUCCAGUUCCCCAUGUACUGGUUCAGUCUGCCCGCCAUCUUGAAGGGCUGGAUUGAUCGGGUGCUCGUGCUGGGAUACGCGUACUCUAAAGAGAAGCGGUACAGUCAAGGCAUCUUUAAGGAGAAGAAGGCUAUGCUGUCUUUCACUACUGGCUCCCAGGAGUCGAUGUUCAGUGCUCAUGGGAUCAAUGGUGACAUGAAUGUCACGCUCUGGCCAAUUCAGAACGGCAUCCUGCACUACUGCGGCUUCCAGGUUCUGGCACCUCAGAUCUUCUGGGCUCCGGCUCACGUCCCCCAGGAGGACCGGGCGGCCAUGCUGCAGGCCUGGCGCGGCCGCCUUGAGGGUCUCCCGGGAGAGGCGCCGCUGUCUUUCACCCCCAUGGACUGCUUUGACGGCGAGAACGGCUUCCAGCUGAAGCCGGAGGUGCAGGAGAAGCACGCCGGCGAGAAGUUUGGGCUCACUGUGGGCACCCACAUGGGACUGGCUGUACCACCUGACAACCAGAUGAGGGCUGCCAUCUGAAAUGUGAUUUAAUUAAUAAAAUUACUAAUUUGAA